AUGCACUUCAAGCGCUCGUCUUGUUCAUCUCAAUCUUCUCCUCACAAAGAGUCAAAAUCACUUUCCACAAAACUUUUUUCUUCCCUUCGUUUACAAGACAAAACCCUUUUCAACGCCGAGUUCAACACCCAAAGUUUUGUUCUUGUGUUUUGCCGUGUAGCGAUGGGAAGAGCACCUUGCUGCGCCAAGAAUGGGCUCAAGAAAGGGCCAUGGACGCCUGAGGAAGAUCUCAAGCUCAUCAACUAUAUUCAGACUCAUGGACCGGGAAACUGGAGGACCCUUCCCAAGAACGCCGGGCUUCAAAGAUGUGGGAAGAGUUGUCGUCUUCGCUGGACUAACUAUCUGAGGCCAGACAUCAAGAGAGGAAGGUUUUCUUUCGAGGAAGAAGAGACCAUCAUCCAAUUGCACAGCAUCUUGGGUAACAAGUGGUCGGCUAUAGCUGCUCGCUUGCCUGGAAGAACUGACAACGAGAUCAAGAACUACUGGAACACCCAUAUUAGGAAGAGGCUCCUCCGGAAUGGGAUCGACCCAGUGACUCACGCGCCUCGCCUCGAUCUUCUCGACCUCUCCUCGCUUCUCAGCUCAUCUCUAUGCAACCCUUCUCUCAUGAACAUGGCCAACUUGUUGAAAACGCAAGCCCUGUUGAACCCGGAGCUCUUAAGGCUUGCUUCAACCAUAUUGUCGCUCAAAAAUGAAAGCCCAGAUCUGUUCUCACAAAAUAAUCUGCAGGCGAACCAAAUCUCUGAUCUCCCGUUGUCGCAGUCUAAUCAAUUUCAAGUUCAAGCUCAAUCUCAAGCUGAACAAGUUCCGGCUUGCACCACUUCUACCGUUCCUUGUGGUCCACUUGUGGACCAAGCACAACUUGGACAGGCCAAUGUGGGAGAUUUCACAUCGAACUUGCCGAGUAAUUUCAGCUGUUCAAACACCGGACAAAUUAUUGUGCCUCCAAUGAUAAGUCAAGAUUUGGUGUCACAGCCGCACUAUGGCCAGUGCAAUUCGAGUCCAGCUAUUCCCCAAUCAUUGGAAAAGUUCUGUCACUUCCCACCAAACAUCGGCGACAACCAGAACUUCGGGUUUGACUCGAUCAUGUCGACGCCUUUGUCCAGUUCGACGCCAUUGAACUCAUCAUCCACAUUCAUGAACAGCAGCCCCGAUGAGGAGAGAGAGAGCUACUGCAGCAACUUCUUGAAGUUUGAGCUUCCAGAGAGUUUGGACAUCAACGACUUCAUGUGAAUACGCCUUACAAUGAUUAUAAAGUACGUGCGGAAUAAUAAAGUGGAUAAGUAAGUGCGGAAUAAUAUAGUGGAUGAAGUAGGACCUCUUUUUGUGGCUCUUUCUGUUUUUUAUACUUCAUUUCCCUUUUCUGGUGAGGUAUUGGUUGUAUCUUCGCUAGCUGUCAAUAUAUGGAAUUCUUUGUAUUGCUUGUGCA
This is a messenger RNA of Syzygium oleosum, 1429 nucleotides long. Its product is annotated as transcription factor MYB41. The record is from RefSeq and is a predicted model, not a curated record. The coding region runs from base 1 to 1233 and encodes 410 amino acids. The transcript is spliced from 3 exons. NCBI's taxonomy places the organism in Eukaryota, Viridiplantae, Streptophyta, Magnoliopsida, Myrtales, Myrtaceae.